AUGGCUGAUUUGUCAAAAUGGCUGUUUGGGUGAUGAAUCACUAACAAAUAUGGCAAGGAUGGAGGAGAAUUUGAGACGAAUAUCAUCACCACUAAUAAAAUUGAAGAGGAUAAGCGUGAAAAGGGUAGAAAUUAUGAAAAAAAUGUUGAAAUAGAAAGACAAUUUUAUGAAGAAGCAAAGCAUGAAACAACUCGUUUGGAUGAUAUCAGGGAGAAAGUUAUACAAAACUCAGAGUCAGCAGUCAUGGAUCAUAAUGAUCAUGUAAUUCCAUUCGAAGAAGCAGGACUUAACAUGAACGCUAUCCCAGAUUCAGAAAUAGAUAAAGCUACUUCUUUGAGCCUUAAAAUUAUUGAAGGGCCUAGUACUGACCAAAUAUUCCAAAUAAAUGCAUGUGGAAUAGUUGGAAUGCAAGGAAGAGGAAGAAAAGAUGGCUGUGUUCUUGUCGGGAGUCAAGAAUAUGCCGACAACAUAGAUGAGCCUUAUAACGACAUUGUCUUUGAACCAGGUGAAAACUCAGAGAUUGGAAAGCGACAUUUCUUAAUCAAAUACAUUCCUGACACCACAUCUUACUACCUCAGAGAUCUUGGUGACGGGAAUGGAACUUUUGUCAGGCUAGACAACCCUCUUGUAUUAAAAACCGGGUACAUAAUCUCAUUCGGAGAAUUUCAUAUGUUUAUCCAAAUUUUUGAAGGACAUAUAGAGAUCAGUAGUAGAACCGAGAGCACUUCUAGUGAGCAGAAGAGUCAGCAGAACUUUACAUUUAAGACUCCUGUAGCUACUGAGGAAGGAAAAGAUAACUUGUUGUUAAAGAUAGGCAGGAUGAACGACUGAGAUGUCAAAUUUCAUAGCAAAUGACUCUCCCGAUGCCAGUGAAUUAUAGAGUACAUAAACGAGAGUUGGAUCCUUAAGGAUGGAGAUGGAAGCAAGGCAAGCACUAAUGGAACCUGGCUUUUCGCUGAUGAGCUUUACCCCAUACAUGAUGGAAUGGUUUUUAAAGCAGGUCAAAUCUUAUUUGAAACUAGCUUUAUUUAA
This is a messenger RNA of Moneuplotes crassus, 1032 nucleotides long. The record is from the annotation of a GenBank genome assembly. Lineage: Eukaryota; Ciliophora; Spirotrichea; Euplotida; Euplotidae.